AUUGUAAAAUUGCGUAUGGAGAUUCUAAAAUUUUUAAUCUAAUCGUCAAUGCAGUUCUUAUUUGAAAUUCUAUCUACCUUCUACAAGUUGGGUGUUUUUGGGACGAACUUUCACAAAGCUGAAGAUGCCAUCUUGGGAAUCGGAAACUUAAAAAAAAGGCAACUGGAGCCUGCUGGGGAAUUUCUGUCGAAGUCAACAACGGGAUUCGCAGUCACGGGGAGAUCAUGCAAACAUGCAGGUCCGGCAUUGAACCCGCGACCUCAGAACUUUGUUUCCCAGUUGCCCCACCGUGCCGCUCAGAUGAAAAUCUAAAUGCUUUUAAAGCAUCUUAAAAGCAAAUAUUGAAAAUUGAGGACUCGAGAUGAAUUGGGAUGUCAACAGAGUUGGUUAAAUAAAUCUCUGACACGUCUCUCUCACUUCGCCACGCAAGAACCACUCUGACCGAACCGAUUAACGCAUCCGUGCGAACGCACGACAAACUGUUCCAAACAGGCCGUGCGUGAGGAUGUCGACGCGAUGCACUCUGGGACUUGUAGUAGUUAGGGCGUCAAGCCUCCGGGUUCGAAAUAAAUGCAUUUACGUCACAUGAGAACGAUGACCCGGGGGGGGUUUAUAAGAACUGAGAAAUGGUGAGAAAGGUGCACACAAUCGCACACGACGACCUCCGCUUCAUUGUUCUCAGCGUCCAGGUUCAACACAGAGAUGCCGGCUAACCUGCUGCUGCCCGUCGCGGUGGUCUCCGCUCUGGUGCUCUGCAUCCCCACGGAGGCGUGGUACAAGCAAGUGGCCGCUCCGAGCUACCACUCGGUGGGCAGGGCGUCCGGCUUGCUGUCCGGUUUCCGGAGGUCACCGUACGUCCGGAGAGGAGUUGACGCGGAGCCGCCGGAAAGUUUGUUUCCUGAAACAGAAGCGCCGCGUUUUAGCCUGAAGACGAGGCCCACCUGUAUACGACACAUCGCGCCAAACCUGUUGAGUUGUCAACUCUCCCCCGCCGACAAGAUGACCUUCAAGUGCAACGCGGACAUCUUCCUUUCUCUGGACUUAGCAGACUGUGUGGAGGACUGAGCAGUAUUUAUUUAUUUUUUUAAUCUAUUUAUUUUCUGGCUCAAUUUUAUGAAAUACAAAUUAUGCAUUUCAAUGUGUACGUUUGUUUUAAAUCAGCGAGCUGUAGAAUUUUCCGCUUAAAAAAAAAAAAAAAAAAAAAUCACCUAGCAAAAAUGUUUUACCAUCUUAAACUCUUGCCAUUAUCCUUGUGUUCCUAAAUUACAGCCGAAGCCAAAUAAAACUACUCUUCCUUUCA
Messenger RNA from Syngnathoides biaculeatus (alligator pipefish), 1300 nucleotides. Its product is annotated as neuropeptide B-like. Gene Ontology annotation, molecular function: G protein-coupled receptor binding. The record is from RefSeq and is a predicted model, not a curated record. Gene Ontology annotation, biological process: G protein-coupled receptor signaling pathway; feeding behavior. The transcript is spliced from 2 exons. NCBI's taxonomy places the organism in Eukaryota, Metazoa, Chordata, Actinopteri, Syngnathiformes, Syngnathidae. Bases 703 to 1065 code for a protein of 120 amino acids.